CCCUCAUUCCGGCUUCCGCCUUCUCCCUUCCGCCCUCGGGAGCCCCGUUGGCACUUGGCUGUGGACGCAAUGGCGGUGGUGCCGGCGCAGUCUCUGCGGGUGUCGGAGAUCCGGGACCCGGGCGCGCUGUUCGAGCGCUACCACACGGAGGAGAUCCGGGCCAUAGAGCGCCGCGUCCGAGGGGAGAUCGAGCAGAAAAAGGAGGAGCUCCGGCAGAUGGUGGGCGAGCGGUACCGAGACCUGAUCGACGCCGCGGACACGAUCGGCGAGAUGCGGCAGUGCUCGGAAAGCGUCGUGCGCUCCAUCCAGGACAUGUACCGCUACUGCAGCGCGCUGAAACAGGGCAGGAGCCUCUCGGCGGCGGCGGCGGCGGCGACAGGCAGCGGCAGUAAACUGCAUGAGCAGACCCAAAGGCAGUCGCAGGAGAAGUUCUACCGCAUGGCCUCUCAGAUCAAGCUCCUGCUGGAGAUCCCUGAGGGCAUCUGGAGCGCCAUGGAGUCCUCUCAGUAUCUGCGCGCCACGCAGCUCUACCUGCUCUGCUGCCACCUGCACAGCCAGCUGCACCUGGAUGGCGGCGGCCCGCAAUACAGCCCCGUCCUGGCACGCUUCCCGAUCCUGGUGCGGCAGGUGGCCGCCGCCGGCCACUUCAGGUCCACCAUCCUGCUGGAAAGCAAGUCGCUCCUGCGUGGCCGGGCCGUGUCGGACCAGGCGAUCGCGGACGCGUUGGUGUCCACCAUGCUCCUGGAGGGCAGCUCGCCGAGACAGGCGCUGGCCGACUUCCUCCUGGCCAGGAAGGCCUCCAUACACCAGCUGCUCACCCAGCCGCAGCACGGCGCGGGCAUCAAAGCCCAGGUGUGCUCUCUGGUGGAGCUGCUGACCACCACACUGUACCAGGCCUAUGCUGUGUUUUACCUGCCUCCGGAGGGAAAGCAGCUGGACCCCUGUUUGAGCUGCGGCCUGCUGUUCUCCACCCUGGAGGGUGUGACCUCCGCCCCCUCAGCAGGUGAACCUCAAGGUCGAGGUAAGAAGGUGCUGCUGGAGGAGAUGGCUACCGGAAGCUGGUUCCGGUAUCUCCCGUCCUCCGUAGUGGAGUUCCAGCCCAGCCUGCGCUCGCUGGCUCAGCCCAUACAGAGGGAGCAGCUGCGUGACUCACUUCAGCAGUGGAUCGACACGUGUAAGGAGGACAUCCGGGAUGGAGUCAGCAGCCUCUUGGUGUACGUCAAGAGCCUGAAGGGGCUUGCUGCCAUCCGUGAUGCAGUCUGGGACCUGCUCACCAGUGACUCCAUCAGCCAGAACUGGAGUGUGGUGUGCCAGCGAUUGCUAGAGCACCCUCUAGCCUUCUGGGAGGACUUCCUGCAGCAGCUCUUCCUUCAGCGCCUACAGGCUCUCACACAGGAGGCCAUGGAGGGCAUCUCCUCCAGCUGCAGGCAGCUCCUCGCCACAUCACUGCGCGAACUGGAGACCCAGGCUCCGCCAGGGGCAACCAGCAGGGCGGCGAUGUUGGAAGGUGACGUGGCCUCCUUCCUGUGGGCAGAGUCACCCGGGGACCUGCCGAGCGAUGCGGCGUGGGUGAGCGCCUCGCUACGUGGCUCGUCCGCCUCCCAGCAGCCCAGUGGCCUCUCUAUGAAGGCACGGGCCAUCACCCCCUGUGUGCAGAGCUUCUGCGCUACCCUGGACUCUAGGCUGCGACUGCAGCUUGAUGACCUCCAACACUACCUGCCGUCGGAGGACGGCGGCACGAACGGCAACUUGCCGUCCUCAUCGAGGGCAAACCGGUUCACGGAUGCGGGAGUGGUGGAGGAGACGCUGCGGCAGCGCUGUCUGGUUUGCGUGCGGGAAGUCGUGGCAUGCGUGCGAUCGGAGCUGGCGGCCACGCGCAGCUUCCCUGACGGCCCCACCGCACACGUGCUCUUCAUGGCCAGACUGUGCCAGUCCAUGGCCGUCCUCUGCCCCAACCUGAAGCAGUGCAUUCUGGGUAAGCAGGGCACCAGUGACAACGCACCGACGGUAACUCCCCGUCAAGGUCGGAAGCUGGCAAAAGGGAGCACCAAAGCAGCAGAAGUGAGCCCCGCUCAGGUGGCAUGGGUCAGCCUCAAGGAGGAGCUGCUCUCCUGCAGCAUGGAAGCGUACCGUGUUUGGAGCACCGCCCUCUCCAAGGAGCUGGUGGGGCGCUUCAGCACCAAGCUGCAUGCCCACACGCCCGGCUCCAUCCUGGAGACGGCCACGAGCUGGGAGGAGCUGGAGAUCCAGGAGGAGGCAGAAUCAGGGAGCAGCGUCACCUCCAAAAUCCACCUACCUGUCCAGCCAUCAUGGUAUGUUCAGUCACUGCUCUUCCAUCUGUGCCUGGAGGUGAACCGGGUCGGGGGUCACGCCCUGCCCAGGCUCACUCUACAGGAGCUGCUGCGUACCUGCAUGGAUCAGGUAGUGAGCGAGUACGAGAAGCUCAUCCAGGAUGCUCAAAACAAGGAUGCUCCUUCAUCCGUGACCCAGAAUCGUGCCCUGCAGCUGCUGUUUGACAUACGCCACUUCGGUGCCGCCCUCAACAUGCGGCUGGAGGAUGGCAAGGCUCCUCGACACGCCCAGGACCCCAGGGUCCUGAAAGUUUGCGAUGGCCUGGAGGGUUUCAUCGACCCGUUUGACCUGGACGUGUUCACGCCACACCUGAACAGUAACCUGACACGCCUGUCACAGAGGACCUCGGUCCUUCUGGGCCUUUUGUGUGGCCCUGAGAGGCCCUUCACUCCCCGGGCCAGCAGCAUCAGCUCCCAGGAGCACUCAAACAUCCUGCCCCUUGCGAGCAGCCAGAUCCGGUUUGGCCUACUACCACUCAGCAUGUCCACGGCACGGAAGACCAAGGCAACCGCCAGGGGAGCGGACGUCACUCGACCUUUGGUCACACCCACCAGUCCGGCUGCAGAAGAGACCUUCCGGCCAGGGAACCUGUUCCGACAACUGGCGAAUCAGGAGGAGGAAGCUGCCGCACCCUCCCUCUUUAAACUGGGCUGGCUCUCGGGCAUGUCAAAAUGAACUUUUUUAAAAAAAAAAAAAAAAUCUUUUGUGGGGGAAUUUUAGCUUGUAUAAAGACUGUAAAAUACACAGGUGUUAAUACAUUAUGGAAUAUAAGA
This is a messenger RNA of Scleropages formosus (Asian bonytongue), 3125 nucleotides long. RefSeq names its product component of oligomeric golgi complex 1 (gene cog1). Gene Ontology annotation, biological process: intra-Golgi vesicle-mediated transport. The record is from RefSeq and is a predicted model, not a curated record. Gene Ontology annotation, cellular component: Golgi apparatus; COG complex. Lineage: Eukaryota; Metazoa; Chordata; Actinopteri; Osteoglossiformes; Osteoglossidae. Bases 70 to 3027 code for a protein of 985 amino acids. The transcript has 14 exons.